Messenger RNA from Salpingoeca rosetta, 3135 nucleotides. RefSeq names its product NEK protein kinase. The record is from RefSeq and is a predicted model, not a curated record. Gene Ontology annotation, molecular function: ATP binding; protein kinase activity. Bases 567 to 2798 code for a protein of 743 amino acids. Gene Ontology annotation, biological process: protein phosphorylation. The transcript has 22 exons. Lineage: Eukaryota; Choanoflagellata; Craspedida; Salpingoecidae.
GCGGGAACGUGCCCACGCCCCGCACCACACACCAAGCACUCCUCCUGUCCUAUUCUUCGGCAAAGUGAGUGCAGCCACAGCAGCCACAGCCGCCUCGCAGCUUCCAAUCAAACCAGAAGAAGGUGUUCGUGUCUUGUUGCCUGCUGUCCCUUGGGGGGGGGGGUCACCUUCGCUGCACACCCGGUCAAUCGUUGGCCUGUGCGCGGUUAUUUUUGUGAGAGCCUGCUCACGCCCAGUCGCCGCGUCAGCCGUUGCUUUCCUCGCCGUCUCCAUCACCGCGCCUGCCACCGCCACCGCAGACUGAGCAGCCGCGCCGCCAGCCUGACCCGACACCUGACCUCGUCCGCUUGCAAUCGCCUGCCCACACAUUUCCGUCCACAGUUGCGACACCAGCUGACACCAACACCACCACCAGCUGUCGUGGCAGUUUCUGGGACAGCAGCACCAGCAGCGCGUGGGACAGCACCAGCAGCAGCAACGGUUGGGACAGCAGCUGCGAUAGCUCAUACGACAGCCGUCACCACUACGGCAGCAGCUGCAGUAGCGCCUGCUGUGCCAUCCCUGUCAUGUCCAGACAUCAAGUCGAAGCCCUUGUUCGAGAGUUGGGCAAGGGCGCCUUUGCAAAGGUUUAUCUGGUCAAGGCAGAGAACCAUGCAGGUGUCAUCGCAUGCAAGCGCGUUCAGAUUGCUCAACUGAGUGAGGAGAAGCGAGCAAAAGUGAUGAAGGAAGUCAACAUCUUGCGUGGCCUCCAGCACCCCCACAUCGUCCGUCUCUACGAAAGCUUUGAGACGGGGGACGUGCUGCAUAUGCACAUGGAAUACGUCGACGGCAUCGAUCUUGGGCAGCUCCUCAAGAAACACAAGACGAACAACGACCGCUUCAGCCAGGCUACCGUCAUGCGCUGGUUCUCCCAGCUCUGUUACGCCGUCGAAUAUGUCCACAGCCACAACAUCAUCCACCGUGACAUCAAGCCGACAAACUGCUUCCUGGAACUGGAUCAAGACAUUGUCAAGCUGGGAGACUUUGGGCUGAGCCAGCACAUUCCGUGGUACCACCCGCGCUCCACUGGGUUUGUGGGCACGCCGUACUACAUGAGCCCUGACGUGCUGAAUGGGCUCGACUACACGGCAAAGGCAGAUGUGUGGUCGCUGGCGGUGCUGCUGUACGAGAUGCUCACCCUCCACCGCCCCUUUCGCGCAGAGAACCUCGACCAGCUCAAGGCGAAAGUCCGCAAGCGGGAGUUCAAUCCGCUGAGCAGCAAGUACGCGUCGGCGGAGGUCCGCCACCUCUUCAACAUCAUGCUCGUCAACGACGAACAAGACCGCCCGUCUUCAUCGGAAGUAACGGCACACCCGUGUGUGGCAACCGCCUUUGCUGAGCUCCACCCCUUCCACCGCCAGAGCCACCACAGGAGCACAUGCCGCGGGCAGGCUGUGGAGUGCCACAUUGCGAUUAUGCAGUCGAAGAAGGUGCCAGAUAUCAGCGAUCUGAUUGCCAGCCGCGCCGAUUCCGUCAGCCUCGCGCAGUCCCCUGCCAGUGUGUUUGCGUCAAGCGGGCGCAAGGCAAGCUUCGUCAACAUUGGCGAGCGGGCGUGGCGGCGCGCCCGUCUCAUUGAGAAAGGAUCGCACUUUGUUGUCAAGCGCUCGCUCAAGACACUGCUCAAGUUCCCUUACGCGGGUGACCGCGUGUUUCGCGCUGCGAGCCAGGGCCACCCCCACCUCGUCAUUGUCGUCAGGAAGGAUAUGACGUUUGCUCUCUCCCUCCCGCACCAGCAGCUGCUCGAGCCGUUUCUCAGACACCUCGAUGCUGAGCCCACGGUCCGUGCUGGUGUCCCAACACAGGUCGACACGUUUGUCAGGGUGUAUGACCGUGCAGACAAGUCGUGGACGCGCGUGUACAUGGUGAGCUGGCGAUCGCACCUCUUCCUCGGCGCGUACCACCUCAGCCUGCACCAGACCGAAGUCCUGCCGGCCUCGUCCGUGGCGUUCUCCCACUGGCUCCCAUCUACAUCUGACGGCAGCAGAAUUGUUCUUCGCACCCUUGAUCAGGGGGUGUACUACAUGAUCGCAGACUCUCCUCGCGCUGCCAGGAACAUUGUGCUGUGCCUGCAGCUUGCCGGAUGCUUGUCUGUGUGGCGCACGAAGGUGACUGUCAGCACGGGGACGCCGAAGCGGCGGUCGUUCAGCUCGUCUGUUGCAGAGUCGCGCCUGGCACCGGGCGCAAACGGGCGCCUGCCGCUCUCACGCAGCGUGGGCGGUUACAGCGACAGCGACUCUGCCACCACCAGCGCCACCACGGCCACCACAGGCACUGUGGGCACGACGGCCACGUCGACUACACCGCGCCCGCCGCGCCCACUCAGCAGAUCAAGCUCAAGGUUCAAGGGCUGGUCCAGCUUCCGUCGUAGUGUGCGCGAAACGCAGCUGUGCACGAUCGAACUCUUUUCUCCGCCCAAGGUGGAGCCGAAUGGGGCGAGCGCGACGCUGUGCACAUACCGCCUGCAGGUCUCGCCAGCAGAAUUCCGCAAACUCUCGCGUCGUUGCGCUGAGCUGUGCCAAGAUGCGCCUGUGCUGCGGCGGCGGCGGAGUUCCCAGAUGGUGAAGGAGGAGCAGCUGCGGCAUUACAUGGAGAUUGCCAUGCAGCGCGAUGACUGCCGCGAGUUCUGGCUCGACAUUCCAGAGCUGCAGGUCAUUGCCCGCGUCCCAGUGUUUGAGGAUGAUGUGCCUGAAGAACGCACGACAUCGCGCCGUCGUUCUGUGAAGUGGAGUGAGGUUGAGGGUGAAGUGUCUGUUGUAUGACACUCGAAGCACUCAGUGCGUAUGUUACAUCACCAGUGUUGCCUGUGCUCGUCUGCCCGACCAUGGGCCACCACCGCGCCUUGCCUUUCCUGUCCAUACAUCUUGCAUGUUUGUUUGUUUGUUUGUUUGACGGACCACUCUUGUGUGAUGGGAUGGUGCGGGACAUCAAGCGAGCAAGCUGUGUCACAGCUGUUUAAACACCACUUUGCUCACCAGUGUCUGCGCUCUCCCAUGUGCUUGCUUCUCUGCUCGCCGUCUUGCUCUUGCUGUCCUGCCUGCUGUUUCUAUGUUUCGCACCAAAUUUGUGUUACAGUGCGCAGUAAAAUAGCAAAGCGAA